Molecule: messenger RNA, 2361 nt
Organism: Lycium ferocissimum
Lineage: Eukaryota; Viridiplantae; Streptophyta; Magnoliopsida; Solanales; Solanaceae
Exons: 4
Coding region: 163-2073 (636 amino acids)
Source: RefSeq, a predicted model, not a curated record
CCGUCCUCUUUUAUACCGUCAUUUCCCCCCCUAUAAAUACAGAGACCUAAAAUCAAUCCAAACAUAAAAAUUGGGGGUUAAGUUCACUUCAAACCCUAAUUGAGGUUUUUUUUUCGCUUCUCCGUUCAAUUGACAUUAUUUGCAGAGAUACAUAGGUUCUUGAUGGUGCGUAAAAGAGCAUCAUCUGUUGUUGCUUAUGAAGCUGCUUUGACAAGUGACUCCAAUGAGGACAAAACCAAUGUCAAAACUGGAGGUUCAGUGGAAACAACAGUAACUGAGCAAACAAUGAUCACUGUUGUAGCAGAAGAAGAAAAUGAUGGAGCAGAAGAAGAAAAUAAUGAAGCAGAAGAAGAGAGUGAUGGAGCAGAAGAAGAAAAUGUUGGAGCAGAAGCUGAAACUUUAGAGGGAGUACUUGCUAUGGAGGAAGAUGAAGAUUAUGAAGAAAAUGAAGUGGUUGGAGGAGGAGAUGAAACAUGUAGUGCUGAUAAUAAAGAAGAAGAUGUCACUGGUAAUGAUGAAGGUAAUAACCAGGAAAAUGCCAUAGAACUAGAAGGCGGUAAACAGAACAUAGAUGAUAAGCAGGUAGGAGGUGCUGCUGGAACAGACAAAAAUAACCAAGAAAUUGGUAUGGAAAAAAAUGAAGAUGAAACAAAUGCAAACGAAAAGAAUGAAGAGAAAGUGGGAGGAAGUUUGAAACAAAAAACGAAAAAAAUGAGGAAAAGGAAUAAUAAGAAGAGAAAGGCAAAUGGAACCCCCCAAGAGAAAGGUGAAAAUAAGCAAGUUAUGAAGAAAUUAGCCUCUAAUGUCAAGGUUAGGGAGGAUUUGGGAAAAUUGGACUCAAAAGUUGUUGAGCAAAGCUCUAAGAAAGUUGCCUCCGAAGAUAAGUCGAGGGUGGCCAAAGACAAGCCCGAGCCAUCAAGCAAGAAGUCAUCCGCGAAGAAGAAGGCUAAUAGCAUGGGUAUGAUCUUCAUGUGCAACUCUGAGACUAAGAAUGACUGCUAUCGUUACAAGGUUCUAGGAUUGCCGGCAAACAAGAAAGAGACGGUGGAAAAAAUUUAUAAGGGGAUGAGGCUUUUCCUUUAUGAUGUUGAUUUGAAGUUGAUGUAUGGGAUCUAUAAAGCUGCAGGACGUGGUGGUUCAAAUCUUGCACCCAAGGCUUUCAAGUCUCAAUUUCCAUCUCAGGUUCGUUUUACUGUUCUUGAGGAUUGCUUACCACUAGCAGAGGAGACUUUCAGGCAUGCGAUUAAGAAGAACUAUUACUCAAGGUCAAAGUUUAAUUGCCAGUUGUCCUCUGAACAGGUGAAGGACCUGUGUAAGCUUUUCACUGCUGUGAGCAAAGGGUCCAGGUCCAAAGACACACGGCUUGGACCUGAGACCCGUGUGGUAUCCACACGAGACAGAGCUAAGAGGCGAGGUCGGGAUGAAAGAAGACGUCCUGAUCGUGCUCCUCGACGAUCUGAGCGGGUUGAAGAUCGUCGGUACCGUGAGCAGGUUGAAGAUCGUCGGUACCGUGAGCAGGUUGAAGAUCGUCGAUACCGUGAACAUCCCCAUUUUCAUGAAAGGAGCUUAAUUACGUCACCUUUGGUACCAUUAGCCCCGCUUCAACCUUUACCACCACCUUCUCCUGUUCAAUCUUAUGCAUAUGAUAGGACCUUGGAAAGAGAUCCUUAUAGACGGGACACAGUGAUGCAGCAUAAUGAUUCUUACAGGCAGAGCCGAUUGGUGGAACUGCCUGAUGCUUAUAGGCGGGAUGCAGUGAUAGGCAAUGCUGAUGUUUACAGAAGACAGCCAUUAUUAGAGCCACGCGAUUACUACAGACAGGAGGUAAUCCCAGAGCGUCGUGAUCCCUAUGUGUCGUACCGUGAGCGUCUGUCACACCAUGAUCCUGUUAACUCGGCGCGCUCCCGGCCCGAGUAUAACCCCCCUCCAGCUGGUCUGCGAUCAGAAUAUCGUCGUGGUGGUAUAUCUACUGAGUAUGGUUCUUCUACUAGAGGCAUGCAUCCUGAGUACCCUUCAUCUGCAGCAAGCUCUCUGUAUGAGUACCCUCUUCGUCAACCCCAAUAUCGAUAUUAGGUUCUACAUAAAAGGUACCAUCGCAUGAUGCUCUGGUUAUCAUUCCCAUCAGAAUCAUGCCAGCUUAAAACUUCAGAGUAUCUAGAAUGUGCUCAAAAUCCAUUAGGGGUUCUAUUUUAUGUUGUAGACCUGUAUUCCAUGUUAUUCCCCCAUUCUUGCCAUAAGCAAGAGACUUAGGAGAUGGUAUGCCUUAUUUUGUGUUUUGAUCAGACUAUUCUUUCCUUGCAGAGGAGACAUACUUUAUGCCAGUUAGCUUAUAUUAAAAAGAAAAAACAAAACUUUAUGCCA